GUUUUCUCACCCGAACAAGAAGAAGAAUUAGUGGUUUACAUUAAAAGAUGUUGCGAUCAUUAUUAUGGCCUGAGUAUAGCAGACCUCAGAUUGCUUGCCUACCAGUUCGCCAAAAAAAUUGAUGCUCCAUACCCACCAAGCUGGGAUAAACAUGAAACUGCAGGCCGAGACUGGUAUUAUUCCUUUUUGCAGCGGCAUUCAAGCCUGACUUUACGAACACCAGAACAAACCAGUUUAAAUCGCGUCAAAGCUUUCUGCAAAGAGAAUGUGGAACUUUUUUUCGGAAAUUUAGAUAAUAUUCUAACAACUCAUCCAUUUCGACCAUCAAAUAUUUGGAACAUGGAUGGAACCGGUUUUUCCACGGUUCCAACAAAAAUUGGAAAAGUAAUUGCAGUUCGUGGCAUAAAAAAGGUCGGCCUAAUGUCAUCUGCUGAACGAGGAAGGAUGAUUACUAUGACGUUGACAGUGAAUGCAGAAGGCAAUUCGAUACCGCCAUAUUUUUUGUUUCCAACAAAAAAAAUGCAGUGUUGUUACAUGGAUGAUGCAUCACCUGGAGCUGUUGGAUUUGCAAAUGAGUCGGGGUGGAUGUGCCAACCAGAUUUCGUGAAGUACAUGAAACACUUCAUUGAACGAAGUAAUUCGUCGUUGGCAAAUCCAACGUUACUCCUGAUCGACAACCACAGCUCGCAUUUAUCUGUCGAGGUUUUGGAUAUGGCCGUAGAAAAUGGCGUGACGCUUUUAUCGUUCCCAGCCAUAAACUACAACCUCUAG
This is a messenger RNA of Trachymyrmex cornetzi, 771 nucleotides long. RefSeq lists its product as uncharacterized. Gene Ontology annotation, molecular function: DNA binding. NCBI's taxonomy places the organism in Eukaryota, Metazoa, Arthropoda, Insecta, Hymenoptera, Formicidae. Gene Ontology annotation, cellular component: nucleus. The transcript has a single exon. The record is from RefSeq and is a predicted model, not a curated record. The annotation marks the transcript as partial.